AUGAGACCCGUGAAAAACUGGACUACACCCACCUUACUGACGCUGGACAUGUGGUUGUAUGGCAUUUUAGAAGUGGACGAGAAGUCUCAAACUCUCACGAGCCACAUCUGGAUCCAGUCGGUCUGGCCUAACGAAUUCCUAACUUGGAAUUCGUCUGAUUUCUGUGGGAUCGACAUGGUGACUGUUUCCAGGUCGAUGCUCUGGACCCCUGACAUCGUCAUCCAAGAGGACGCCUCUGAUUCUGGGAGUAUUCACAAAGAUGAUCAUCUCACUGUGACGUCCAGCGGUACGGUGCACUCAAAUAUACGUCAGCGGCUCACCUCCACCUGCCGGCUCAAUCUUUUCCACUUCCCUUUCGAUAACCAACAUUGUAAUAUCUCAUUUACAUCCACAAGCUAUAUGGAGGACAUUUUAAAACUGGAAACCUACAACAAUGACACAUUCCUCGCAGCAACCUCUGAGCUGAUCAUGAUCACACGGGGAGAAUGGCAACUCGAAAACAUCGAAGUUGUCACUGACCGAUGGAUCAGCGGUCGGGGCAAAUACUGCAAACUCAUAUACAUGGUCAAAAUCUCCAGGAAACCUUUGCUUUACGUGAUCAUCCUAAUCAUACCCCUGUUCUAUUUACUGGUCCUGGAUUUGGCUUCCUUCUUCAUCCACGAGGCCCGAGGUGAAAAGCUGAGUUUCAAAGUGACCGUGCUGCUGUCCAUCUCCGUCUUACUGCUCAUCCUGCAGGACAUGUUGCCCUCCACAGAAGACUCGCUGCCAAUGAUCGCCACGUUCUGUGUGUCGAUCUUCACUAUGGUGGGGGUCAGCGUCAUGGAGGCCAUGGUGGUGAUCUUCCUCAUCGACUGGGAUGACUUCAUUGGUAAGAAGGUUCAAAGCUCUGAUGAUGCUCAUGUGGAAACUCAGAUGGACGUCAUCCAAAAUGAGCCAGUCGGAGCUGAAGAGAAAGGCGAGGUGAAAGCGGACAAGAGUUACCUUCCUUUGGAUCGGCCCAAAGACGACAAAGGCGACCUGCUGAAACUCAUCCUGGAGGAAGUGAGGGAAGCUCGACAGGAAGUGGGAAAACAAGACAAAGUGAAGAAGAAGCCUGCCUAUUACAGGAAGCUGGCUGAAAUCAUAGACAGUGUCUUCUUUGGCAUCUAUCUUUUAACUUUUAUUGCUUUUGUGGCGUGCAUGUAUUUGACAUGGUUUCAUAAACUCAAGCUUUGA
Messenger RNA from Scomber japonicus (chub mackerel), 1215 nucleotides. RefSeq names its product 5-hydroxytryptamine receptor 3A-like. The transcript has 8 exons. Lineage: Eukaryota; Metazoa; Chordata; Actinopteri; Scombriformes; Scombridae. Gene Ontology annotation, biological process: nervous system process; signal transduction; monoatomic ion transmembrane transport. Gene Ontology annotation, molecular function: neurotransmitter receptor activity; transmembrane signaling receptor activity; extracellular ligand-gated monoatomic ion channel activity. The coding region runs from base 1 to 1215 and encodes 404 amino acids. The record is from RefSeq and is a predicted model, not a curated record. Gene Ontology annotation, cellular component: neuron projection; membrane; synapse.